UAGUACCAUUAGAUCCCGUCUAUUCAUCCCUCGCUCGCCGCUGCCGGCCAUCUCCAACCCGCGAUGCAAGGUGGCCUCGCCUCGCCCUGAUCCUGGGUGGGCCCGCAGGCCUGCAUUCAAUGUUGAAGGACCUUCUUCGCCUCCCAUCUUCGCAAUCACAUUCGCUCCAUUCGAGAAACAAAGCAGCGAAGCCGUUGCUGCUGCACGUCUGCUGCACACGACGAUGCAAACAAGCACGACGAGCAUGAACAAACAGACAGUAGCUCUUGAGGAACAGAGGAAGUGGAGCAGUCGGAAGUAAAUUGGCUGAGAUGUUGAAGCGGCGAGCGUGGUCGCGAGGGUGAUGGCGGUUGCGAGUCCAGCUGACGCUGUGGGGUUGACGACGACGUCGUGAGACCUUCGUUGCAACCUCCUGAUCCACAUCUGACACUUCCUCCUCGCAGACUUCACCGUCGCUGAAACAUUUCACACUCUGACGGCAUCGUCCGCUCACUUGCCAUGAGCACGUCAGCCUCACCUUCUGGGCUCGACGAAGGGGAUGCGGCCACGAGCCAAUCAGGCACUGCCACGCCGAAGGGUCCGCUGGUAGUCGCGACACCGAAGGCAGGAUAUGCUCGCUUUCCCCGACCGCGACGCAAAGGCCUGCCGUCAUCGACGUCGGCGGCAACUGCUGUGAGCAACCUGGUCAGCCUCUUGCCUCCCAGCCCUAUCAAGGACAGGACAUUGCGAGCCGUUUCAGGAGGAGGUGACGAUAGCUUCAUUGCUUCAACUGAGUCGGUCUUGCUUGACAGAGAGUAUCAGAGCGACGCCAGCGCGGUCGAGCUGUCCCCUGUUAGUCAGCUGCAGCUCAUCAGCUCCCAAGAAGACGCAGGAGAGCGAAACCAACACCAACAUCUAGUCAAGCGAGGCAGCGCUCGGAUCAGAGCCGGCAACCCAGUCAUCGAAGACGAAAAUCCCUGGCAAGACAUGACGGUACCUGCAUCAAUGCAGUCAGAGGAGGAAGAGGUCUUGAGCAUGCUCGACUCCAUGUCCCAAUCAGGGCCCUCUGCGUCAAGGAGACGCCCCCUUGCCCACCAGCGAGGCUACUCAGAACCUUCACUUGCCGUUCAGCCUCCCUCGUCCAUUCGUCGUCUAGCAGCAGCUUUCGACGAAAGAGAGCGACAAAGCCGACGCUCUCCCCUCCCCGCCUCCGCGUCUCAUCCCACCACCCUAUACACGCACCACCAACAAAGCACCAGUUCCCACUUCUCCGGCGCCCUGUCCUCGUCAAGCAGUCGCACAUCCUCGCCCUUCUCACCAGGCUCGAGACGCUGGGACGUGAGCCCCACAUCCCCUUGGCCACCUACACCUCUCGAUCGCAGCGCCGAUCCUUCCUUCUUCCCAGGGCCGCGCGCUGGAUUAGGCUCGACCGACUCCAUUGAGUACAGGACAGAGCAAGCGCUUCUUCGCCGGCCAAGGCCGGGACGAAUGAUGACAGAUUACACGAUGGCUACGAGUGUUGGAUCGAAUGACGAUGCUGUCCAUGGCGAGAAGCCGCCACAUCAGGCCGAGGACGCGACGCUACGAACCCUCGACUCGCCCAUCAAGGUGACGAGUCCCGGUCAAUCUCAGGAAGAGCAGCAGAACGAGCAGCCUGCCGAGCCCUCCAAAGUGUCAAAGGCGUCCAAUCUCAUCCGCCUCUUCGAGCAUGGCCUCGUCCUCGAUGAAGGGCGCCAAGAGGCUCUCGCUCCACCCGCAACCUUGUCGUCAAGCCGCGCAGCCUCGUCGUGCUACAGCGCUACGGUCAGGCCGAGGCUGCUACGAGCAACUGACAUGCUCGGUGUUGGCUCACUGAACAGCCCAUCGCCUGUCGAGGCAGCCUUUGGGUCGACCGAAAAGGCAGGAACAAGCACAGGCGAAGCGAAGAGGCGGCCAACACCGCCGAGCCGUUCCUCAAGCCCGAAGCAUCGCUGGGCAAGUCGAUCAGCAUUAGCUCCUCUCGCAGCAGGCCUCGUACGACCCUGGUCAACUGGCGCAGAGGGGUCAGAGGGUAGCGCUAGUCGCAAAGCGCAGAGUGAAGGCGGCCUGGCAAGCGCGUAUGGCUCGCCGCAGAGCUCACGAAAGGGUUCGCUGCCGUUGACCGACCUGGUGCCAAAGAUGACAACCACCGUCGAGAGCUUGGAGGCAAAGCUGCGGAGCAAGGAAGUCAGCGCCUCGCCUCACAGCCCUCUCAGCGGCAAGGGUGGGGGAACAGUUGCCUCGCUCCGUCGCUCGACGCAAGAAGGCGACCUUCCCUCCUCACCAGAGACGGCCGUCUCUAUGGUCCGCGACCCGCACGCCAUGCCUCUUCAGGCGGGCCAGCUCUAUUACUACGAUGUACACCGUGCAGCACCUUCCGAGCCGGCUUGGGUGGCCGCGCAAGCUGUGCUGUUUGAGGGGGCGCUGGCGCUCAGCUGGUGUCCAGAGGAGGGAGGAAGGGAGAAUGUCGUUUUUGAGCUGGACAAGUGUGGACAGGUGCACUCCUUGCCUAGUCUCGAGCGUACCGGCGGUUCGGAUGGGGAGGACGAUGUGCGGGGUUCAAUGCAGGCGAAAGAGCAGGGCUUGCUCAAGCUCAAGCCCUUUCAGCUAGUGUUCGAGGAUGGAGUGGAGAGAUUUGCCGCCGACAGUAUCAGGGAACGCGCACAGUGGGUUGGUCGAUCGAGAGACGCCUUGGCAGGCCGAGGUGCUGCAUCAGCCCCUGCUACAGUCGAGACUUCGAGAUCGCUAACGCCAACGAGGAGCUUUACGGCAGGACAGAUAUCUUCGGAGGCGGCAGAGCAGUCAACGUCGACGCAGCUUCAACGCAUCGGCAAAGCUUGGAGGGACACGGAGGAGACAUCAAGCUCUCCAAGGGCUGCAUCCGUGGGGGCGACAUCUGUAGCUCCCACACUUCCUCCCAAGGAUACCCGUGCCCUGACCCCAGUGACCACCAGAAGACCACAACCCGCUGCCGUACGUGUUGCCAGACCGCACGCAAGCGCACCACCCGAAGGCCUGGCCGGCUCGAUCCGCCCAUCUCUCAGCCUGCUGCCCGCCAGCCCAUCGCCACGAAGCAUUCGUGACGUGUGCGCAGAAGCACCACAUGAGCGCUCCAGUCACCUGAGCAGCCCCCUCCCAGACGAUGGUGGAGGUGUCUCGCCACGUCGCUCGCCCCUAGCAAGGAGCGAAGCCGCUUUCGCCUUCUCCGGUGGCGAAGAGGAGGACAUCUUCCCUUGGGACUCGGCCAGCCAGCGACCUGCGCGCAGCGACAUUGAUGGAGGAGAUAAGAUCGAGCUUCCGGAGGUGCUCUCAGGUCUACAGCGACGCCAACAGCACACGUCUCCGCUGAAGCCGGAUCAGCUGCUUGCUGAGUCCCAGCCCUUCCUGCCAUCAAGAGUGGGCUCGCCUUCGCGCACGCUGUCUACGGCAGCGCAGAGCUUGCGCGAGCAAAAUCUCGGCGAUGUUCCUCAGCGACCUGCUUCACCUGCCAAGCUGGGUACAGUGCUAGAGAAGGCUCCUGUUCCGCCAAGUUCGAGCAGUCCCACGACGCCACGCUCCGGCGGAAAGGUCUCGAGCUUGGCUCAAAGGAUGAGCAUGGCAUCAGAGCGUGCCGGAACGCCUAUACUCGAAGGAGUUAGAGCACCAAUCGCCAGCAGAACCACUUCCUCGCCCGCGCCCUCGCCCUCACCAUCGAUGCUCAAGCGCUCUCUGCAGCCCCGCACGAUUUCAUUCGACCCGCCCCCGACGUACCCCGCCCAGUCCCUCGAGCCAAGUCGACGAGGCGAGCAUGGCCAUUCUGCGCUCUCCGACACGGCGUCGAGCUUUACUGAGCUGGAUAAGGUACUCGAGCACUUGUCCCGCGAACAAGAGCAGAUACGCGCCACGAACCAGCGGUCUCGCGCCGAUGCUGCUCGAAAUUCUACUUUGCACAGCCAUUUGCAGACACCGGGUGGCAUUGCCCCGAUGCUCGCUGAUCAACGCGACUCUGGGCCUGCUGUAAAGAAAGCUCGACCGCAGCAGCACCUAUCCCAGGAUUCCUUGCCGACCAAAUCUCGCUCCGCAGCAGCCUCAGCACCAGCGAGCGAAGCGCACAUCAACGAGAUCAAGGAGAGGCUGGAUCGUCUGCUGGGGUUGGUCGAGGAAGUGCAUCAGCGCAGCACCAGCAGCAAGCAGUCGAGGGAAACAGCGGUGCCCAAGCGAAGGGCCAGCAGCGAAUUGGCGCUCUCUGCAAUCGGCGCAGAUAUCAAGCAGCUGCUACGCAAGAUGGAAGAGAAGCAAACAUCGCCCCAAGCAUCUCACUCAAGUAGUGGUGAGCCGAUCGGGCCUAGUCCCGAGUACGCUGCAUCUCGUGAGCCACAAGCGGCGGCUCGGUCCUCCGCGGGCAAGCCUCUACCCCACAGGCGCGGCGCCCCCUCAUCAGUGGCUCAAAGCUACGUCUCAGCAGCUUCGACAGCCAAGCCAGCCACAGCAGCUCAGCGUCCUCAACCCCAUUACCCGUACGCUGCGGCCAUGCAAAGGAGGCACAUUGACUCGCCGCGACGGGACAGUCAAGAGACGGUGGACAUGGAAGCGGCCGUACGCCGACAGCGGUCACGCCGACAGCAGGGCGUGGACCGUGAAUCGGCCCCACCGCUGAGUCCGGCAGAUGCAGCUGCUCAUGUUGCUGGCGGCUGGUAUACGGCUGGGCCUCUGAGAAGGUCAGCACCUCCCCGCGGAGCAGCACCGCCGCCUUCGGCUUCCGGCAGGCAAGUGUCGCAAGCUGGCUCCGUACUUGCUCACAUGCCCAUGGCGCAGCCCGUACCAGCAAGUGAGGAUGAGGCCAACGACCUGCCCUCGGUGCAAUCAGCUGAGGCCGCAGACGCACGACCCGCUGCCCCUUCUGUCGCUCCCUCAGCAAAGUCAGCAGCGUCCGCUCCCGCCGACAAUGCGGCCGCAAUUAGCAAACUCACGCACCUAGUCGUCGAGUCCCUCCGGGAGCAGUCCGAAGGACGUCGUGCUGAGCGAGAGCAGCAAAGCGAUAUCGCUCGCUACCUGAACGAGCUCAAUAAAUGGCUCGAGCAAGACGUCGAGGAGCGCAACAAGGACUUCAAGACGCUGCAGGAUGGCGUUCGGACGCUUGCCUCGGAUCUGGCGGGAAUCAAGGCAGGCGCAAAGUCAACAGAUUUGCUGGGGAGGCGAGCAGAUGGGGAGAUGGAGAGUGUAGAGGAGCUUUCUGGUGCAAUGCCUGAGGUGAAGCAGGCUCAACGCUCCGCGCCAUCGCCUACACCUGACAGUAUCCCUGCGGCACCGGUGCAAACCACGAAUGCUGCGACAUCUUCCCCAGAGCCUCAACAGGGUGCUUCACGGGAGGCGCCGGCAGUGACCACUUCUGACUCGCGACCUCCGGCAGCCACUCAACGAGAUAACACUGCCGCGCCUGCGCCCGCUCCUGCUUCGCCGCAGGCACUGGCACCGUCCCCUGUCCCUGGAACAUCGCGCGACGCGCCCUCAGCUCGAUCAAGCAGCUCUGCGCCUGGAAAGACUCACCGCUCCCACUCCCUCAAAGCGCGUCUCCUGGAAACCGCUCAAGAUGAGAUCAAGCGCCACAUCAGUGCGCACCACCGCUUUGGCCGACCCACCUCCCCUACUGGUGGCUCGGCGGGCACGCUGAAGGAGAAUCACAUCAAGGACAUCCUCGAAGCUGUGGGCAGCGAGGAUCACAAGCGACUACGCAAGGUUGUCAAGGAGGCGGCAAUGGCUGGUGCUGGUGCCUUGGCUGUUCGGCUGCUGGAGGAGCAUUUCAAAGACAAGGAGCAGGACGAGCCUCCGCAGGAGGCACACGCCGUCGGCGAGGACGGUCAGCAGCAGGUGCCAGUGACUACGACUGCAGAUGCUCCUGAACCUGAUCGUCCAACGUCGGCGGGUCUAGCGCCACGGCCCACUGGAUCGAAACCUGUAAUGGAGCAAGCCGCGGCUCCGGCCGCCGACGCCGUGUCACCACCAGCUGAGGCUGUCGCUGAUGCUCCUGCCAAGAAAGCACCCGGCCCGGCUCCCACAACUGCGCCUGCUCCUACGGCUGCCGCACCAGCAGAGCCUCCCGCCACCGUAGCCGCCGCCGCGCCAGCACCAACGGACGGCCGCGACCUAACAGAGGGAGCCUUUGCGACUGCCACACGCGCCGAAAUGACAGCAGGUAUGACCUCCAUCCUCUCUACUCUCGGAGAAGUCCUCGCGCACCUCAAGUCAAGUCAAGACGAGUCGGACCGCCUCCGUCGUGAAAGCGAAGAACGUCGCACUGAGCAACAAGAACGCGAGGCUGCCUGGAAGGAGGAGCUCUCCCAGCAGCAGGAACGUCAUGCUGCGGCGAUCGUAGCGGCGGUCACGGAGCACCUGGCCGCGAGGGAGAAGGAAAGGGUCGAGGCCGACGCGGCAAAGGAGAAAGCUCUCGACCCGAAAACGGCAAUUGAGGCGCUGGUUGGGGCGUUGAACGAAGCGCGGCUCGCUGAGGCAGCCCGCCGCCAACAAACAGAUGCAAGCAUUGCGGAGCUAGCCACCUCUGUCGUGCGCGGCGUUGAGGAGCAGCAUGCCCGCCUACUCACGAGCCUGACGGCCCUCAGCAGAGACGUGGUAUGCACGAGCGUCGAGAACCACCUGCAACACUUCAAGGGCGCUAUGGCGUCUAGCUUUGCCGGGAGUGCGCAGGCUAUGGCCAACGCAUGGACGCAGCAUGCUGAGACGGUGGCCAAGACACCCCGAGCCACGUUGAUGGGACCGGCGCCGCCAGCGCCUGCGCAAGCUCCUCCUGCCCCAGCACAAGCACCUGCUCAGGCCCCACCUCAGCCUCCGCCGCCCCGUAGUAAUGGCGGGAGCGCACCAAGACCAAGACGAGCGCCGCCUCUUGGACCGUAUGGCUUGCCCUCGCGUUGAUGGCAAGAUGGAGCCUGAUAAGCGACUUCGCCUCCUUCGCUGCCAUGCUCUUUAGCUACCUGCUUUGCAUUGCCCUUCGCCUUGUUUAUAGUUUACGUCUUCAUCUUCUCUACCUUUCAUCGAUACCAUCCCUCACACUUCAAUUCGAGUCAUUUGCGUCCCCACGCAGCACGCGUGAUGUCGGAGAUUUCCAUGCAGACGCAUGGUGAGGGCGAUGAUGUUUCUGAUUUAUCGCAUCGCCAUCUUGUCUUUUCCUUCCCUAACAAGUACUGCACUUGGGCCGUAGCCCAUCUAUGGC
This is a messenger RNA of Jaminaea rosea, 7201 nucleotides long. RefSeq lists its product as hypothetical. Bases 499 to 6903 code for a protein of 2134 amino acids. The record is from RefSeq and is a predicted model, not a curated record. The transcript has a single exon. NCBI's taxonomy places the organism in Eukaryota, Fungi, Basidiomycota, Exobasidiomycetes, Microstromatales.